Molecule: messenger RNA, 2308 nt
Organism: Ectocarpus siliculosus
Lineage: Eukaryota; Phaeophyceae; Ectocarpales; Ectocarpaceae
Source: the annotation of a GenBank genome assembly
AUGGCCCAGCUCAAACUGACAUCGUUCCGUCAGCUAGUGGAAGCCUUCACGUUGAUCGGUAUACCGGGCGGCGUCCUCGGAUUCUGGCAAGCGGAGGCGCCAACCCUUUCCUGGGACGUCCAGCAGCAGCAGCAGGGUGGCCUCGAUGGGGCCACGGUUCAGGAGCGCGAGGCGCGAGGAGAACUGCUGAGGAUCACGCUAGAGGCGGGUGGAUUUCUGUGCGAAUCUAUCGCGCCUAACGGCACCCGACGGCGCAUCUUCACCAUCCGAGUUUCUAAGACCCCGACCGACCGCAUCAAUAUCGGCUUCUUCUGCUUGGAGAAGGAAUCCUCCCUCACCAUCGGCGGAGACGACGACAGCUGGGUGCCCGGAGACUCCAUGGCGGAGGCGCUGGCGCGUUACACCUUUGCCGUACCGGGAAGCACGAAGCGGACUCCGAUGCGCGCCUCGGGCACGAAGGCGUUCUUCCUCGAGCGCAACGACGGCCGCACCUGUCGCUACGUUAAGCUCACGGCCCCGCCGGCGUCCUCCCCGGGGGUGGUUGCUGCCGCGGGGGCGGUCAAGAACCUGUGCGGGCUGUGGUGCGCGCCGUACGGCAGCCACGGGCUGGAGAUCAUCCAGCUCUCGACGGACCCGUCUUGCUCCCCGGACGAGGAGACGGCGGCUGCGGCCGCGGCGGCGGCCGUUAAGGCAGCGACGGUCGCGAAGCUGUCUUCCCUCUCGCAGUCCUGGGCGGGAGGGAGAGGUGGGCCUCGAGGCUCCGUCUCCGGCUGCAGCACCAGCAGGAUGACGGACGGCAGCGAAAGCGUGUGCACGUCCACGCCCGCCACGGACGCGGACGGCAGCGAGGCGGGCUCCUGCGACGAGGCGGGGGGUUCAUCAGAGGCGGCCGCCGCCGCCGCCGCCGGCGGGGGCGAUGAUGACAGCAGCGACGGGGACGGCGACGGCGACGUCGAAAGCGUCCUCGACGACGUCUGCUUGGCCUCGAUCGCGAGGCGCAAAGGAAACAGCCUCCAUCAUGCUGACACCGGUACCGCCGGCAGCGGCGCCGGCGCCGGCGAUGCUAGCGUUCCCUCUCAGCUGUUCGGCUUCAAGGUGACCGGAGACGACAACGUCCCCGCCGGCAAGACCUCCUUCGUGAUCGACCUCUCGACGGACUUCGACGUCGACGAGGAGCUCCGGUCCGACUCGAGACCCGUCGUGACCUUCCUCCCCACGGGGGCCGUCAUGGCCAACCUGGCCAACAGGCGCCAGCAGAUCUCAUGCUGGCGCAACGGCCGCGGCCAGAUCAACCGAGUGCCCGGGCGGUGGUCGCCGGAGUGGGUGGACGUGGAGUUCGUCGAGUACAGAGCCGGGUCCCGGUGCGCGUUCUCCGUCAUCUUUCGGCAGCCCAACCAGGCGGUGAGGGUGGUGAUGGACUUCGAGAGGGCGCUCGGCUGCGAGGAGGAGUGGCCCCAGUGGUCGGCCGCCGCUCCCGCUCCCGCUUGCGCAGCUGGUGCUGCUGCUGCUGCUGGCUCGGACUCACCGUCGACGUCUGCUGCCUCCGGGGGUAGCGUCGCAUCCAGUUUUGAUUUUGUUUUUUCGCAGCAGCAGUGCGGCAGCGGCGGUGCAUGAUGCUGUUGGAGGCGCUCUGCGACAUCGCUUGGUUUUUAUAACCGGGGGCAGCCUCCGUCAGAGUGCCUCUCAUCUUUCUGAACAAUUUUUGAGUAACUGGAGAUAUCGCGCAACCUUAGGCAGCCUCCUGUAAUAUUCUCGGGCCCUCUCGGUCGCUAGAAUAAACCGGGAGCUUGGGGGCGAGUUGCUGUAGAUGGUAUCGUCCAUCAGCGCAGCAUCUGCCGCACCCAGCAGGGGCUCUAGGCUGUUUGAACGUCAAGCCCUCAAGUAACGUUUUUUUGAAACAGCCUGGUUUCUCGGGUUAGACUUGUCUGGACUUGGUUCAAGAUGGUACCUUGUGUUUUUGAAAUGUAUGUAUUUGUUCCGUGUGAAUCUCGUGUAAUUUUGGUGGUGCGCACCACGCUCUCUGUAAGAACCGCUCAUCCUUGCCGAUGCGGGAGGUUGGUUGUCGUGUAUCACGAUUUGUAGCUGACUGCGUUCGAGCGUAUUGUGAGUGAUUUUGUCUGUUGCUGUGUGUUUUAGCUAUAUGAGUCCGGUGGCGUUUUUCUAUUCGACGUUUUGUUUUCGGAGAACGAGAGCCGGCUGUGCUGGUGCACUAGGUGGUAGAAAGGCUGGAAAACAUUCUGUGUGGUUGGGAUUUCGAAUCCCGGGGAAGGGCUUCUCUGCAUGCAGUAAGCAACCUGGAGCUUGUAGU